UUCUUUGUGGUAGGCCUUCAGGAAAUGUUGGGUUGAAUUUUCCUGGUGAUCAUUUUCAGACAUUAAUGCCUUUUGCCUGUGUCUUAACUAUCCUCUUUUCUAAGCAUUUUCACCCACAUUACUAAUCCACACAAUAAUCAGUUCCUAAGUUUUAUGGGACUUAUGUCAUCCUCUAUAUUAUAAAAACUUGUGGUUGCGCCUAAACUCUUCUUCUAGAGGCUGUGUUUGAUUGCCCUGUUACCCCUUCACAGGGCUCAGCACAUGGGUGCUCAAUGUGGAUUUAAAUUAAUGUUAGAUUUUCUUUUUUUCGUGCAGUGAAACCUUUUAAGAUUUCCUUUUGAAUAUCUUAAGACAAAGGUAGAGAUGAAUAGAGAAAAGAUGGGGAGGGAGAAGAGGUGGGUGGUGUGUGGUUCAUAGGACGUCCAUAGACACAGUAACCUUUAUUUACAGACUUUCCACACAUACAGAUUGAUUUACAUAGAACUCAGAGAGUGGUUGUUAGCAAAGAAUUGAGGAAACUGAAUACUUUUUGCAUCAGUAGGUGCAGGUUUGCCAAAUAGUUGAUCAGCUCCAAGGGCUCCAUGACCUUAGAAGAGCGUGAUUUAGCAGAAAGGGCAUGGGCUUUGAAGUGCAACACCUGAGUUUGUAUCCUAGCUCUGUCACUUGCUAGCUGUGUGACCUAAAGAAAGGUAACCUUUCUGCAUGAUUUUAUUAUAUGUAAAAAUAAGAAAACUUAGGUAUUGGUCUGAGUUGUUGGGAGGAUUAUAUGAGAGAGGUGUGUGAAAGGACUUUGCAGAGGCUUGCUUUUCUUCAAAUGCUGACCAUACUAACUUCCCCCAGAAGUACAGGGACCUUAAAGCAAAGUCAAGACAGAUGGUGUGGAAAAGGUUUUUAUUUUUUUCUCCUGAGUUGCGCAUGUAUUUAUUUGUGAGGCUUUACAGAAGACUAAUAUUUAGUUGCUUUUAGCCAUACAUUUAAUGAGCCAUCUUUGGGAGAAACAAUGAAAUCAUACAGAGUCAAUACUGUCUUGAAAAAUCUGGGAGAUACUAUUACAAUGACUACCAAUUUGGCGUAAUUAGGUCUAUGCUGUAACUACAGAGAGAACCCCACCAGUCCUAUUUUUAUACCUGGUAUCCUGACAGAAAGAGACUGGUGAUUAGUUUAUGUUGACAUUGAGCAUUGGGAUUUAUGUUUGAUCGGUUUAGUUUAGAAUGACAAAUUGUGAUUUUUGAAUUCUUAUUCUUAUCAUCAUCAAAGCUGAUGGUUUUGACCUUAACAGAAUAAGCAGUGAGAAUUCAUACAAGAUUUCCUUAUGAGUUGUAUUGUUCAUUGAAUUAGUUGACAAAUGGGGGAAGAAACUUGUUGGUUAAGAAUGUGCUCCUUACCCUUGGUUAGUUUCUGCUGAUCACAAUUGCUUAAGAGGAAGUUUGUCUUUGUAGGCAAAUGAGAGACAGACCAGGAAGACCUGACAAUCCAGUAGGGUGUCUCUAACCUGGUUCUUACUGUUUUAAUGAAACUAAAAGAUGGAAGAGUUCUGUGAUGUCAGCAGGAAGCAUUUUUAGGAAAUUCCCUCUCAGGUUGAGUCAACAAUGAAGAUCUUCACAAAAUGGAAAGCUGUGAAGUAGAAACACUGAGACAUUAACAUGAAAAAUGAAAAAAAAAAAAAAGCUUUGGCUCUUUGGCUUGUGAUAGAGAGUUACCGAAGUGCAUGUUUGGGAUUUUGUUGAAGAAAGCUGGAUACAGUAAACGGAAAGAAUCUUGGAAGAUGCUUGACUGCUGUCUUUUCUCAGACUAGUCUGAAAGGGAAAACCCCCAUUCAUUCUGGAUUGGUGGAUCUGAAGUACAAAAUAUUUUCCAGAACACUUCAGUUAUGGAAGAUCAAAAUGAAGAUGAGUCCCCAAAGAAAAAUACUCUUUGGCAGAUAAGUAAUGGAACAUCAUCUGUGAUCGUCUCCAGAAAGAGGCCAUCAGAAGGAAACUAUCAAAAAGAAAAAGACUUGUGUAUUAAAUAUUUUGACCAGUGGUCUGAAUCAGAUCAAGUGGAAUUUGUGGAACAUCUUAUUUCACGAAUGUGUCAUUAUCAGCAUGGACAUAUUAACUCUUACCUGAAGCCCAUGUUGCAGCGGGACUUUAUUACCGCUUUACCAGAGCAAGGCUUAGAUCACAUAGCAGAAAACAUUCUUUCGUACCUGGAUGCCAGGUCUCUGUGUGCAGCAGAGCUGGUGUGUAAAGAAUGGCAGCGAGUGAUCUCAGAAGGAAUGCUUUGGAAGAAGCUGAUUGAACGAAUGGUACGCACUGAUCCCCUAUGGAAAGGACUUUCAGAAAGAAGAGGGUGGGAUCAGUACCUGUUUAAAAACAGACCCACAGAUGGCCCUCCAAAUUCAUUUUAUAGGUCAUUAUACCCAAAGAUUAUCCAGGAUAUAGAGACUAUAGAAUCUAACUGGCGGUGUGGACGACACAACUUGCAGAGGAUUCAGUGCCGCUCUGAAAAUAGUAAAGGUGUCUACUGUUUACAGUAUGAUGAUGAAAAAAUUAUCAGUGGCCUACGAGAUAAUUCUAUUAAGAUUUGGGAUAAAACCAGCCUGGAAUGUUUGAAAGUGUUAACGGGACACACAGGCUCUGUCCUCUGUCUGCAAUAUGAUGAGCGUGUCAUUGUAACCGGCUCUUCAGAUUCUACAGUGAGAGUGUGGGAUGUGAACACGGGUGAAGUUCUUAACACAUUGAUCCACCACAAUGAAGCCGUACUGCACUUACGCUUCAGCAAUGGACUGAUGGUGACCUGUUCCAAGGACCGUUCCAUUGCUGUGUGGGACAUGGCUUCUGCGACCGAUAUCACUUUACGCCGUGUCCUGGUUGGCCACCGGGCUGCUGUCAAUGUAGUAGACUUUGACGACAAGUACAUUGUGUCUGCCUCUGGUGACAGGACCAUCAAAGUCUGGAGCACGAGCACCUGUGAAUUUGUCCGUACUCUCAAUGGGCACAAGCGAGGCAUUGCCUGUCUCCAGUACAGGGAUCGGCUGGUUGUUAGUGGAUCAUCAGAUAAUACCAUUAGGCUCUGGGAUAUUGAAUGUGGUGCCUGUUUAAGAGUCCUAGAGGGACAUGAAGAAUUGGUCCGAUGCAUCCGAUUUGAUAACAAGAGGAUUGUCAGUGGGGCCUAUGAUGGGAAAAUUAAAGUUUGGGACCUGCAAGCUGCUCUUGACCCUCGAGCCCCAGCAAGCACAUUGUGUUUGCGCACAUUGGUGGAACAUUCUGGACGUGUGUUUCGGCUACAGUUUGAUGAGUUUCAGAUCAUCAGCAGCUCCCAUGAUGACACUAUUUUGAUUUGGGAUUUCUUAAAUGUGCCUCCCAGUGCCCAGAAUGAGACCCGUUCUCCCUCCAGAACAUACACUUACAUCUCUAGAUAACAGUCUGCACUUUCACCCGUUCAGGGUUUUCUAGUCUUGAACUACUGGCUACAUGGCUACCAAUGCCUAAGGGAGUUCGUUCACAGCUGAGUUAUGAAGCUGGAAUUGGUUCUAGAUGCUGGGUAGAUGCAAAGCAGCCUAACUCUUCAAGUACCGACAUUUCUCACCUCUGAUUCUGGCUCUCCUUUGAGAAGGAUACCUUAGCUUCCCUGACGUCAAGUAGAACAGAAGCCUGUUUCCUUCCCUCAUCAGUGAAAAUAUCUAAUGUUUCAAAUGUAAAUUGUUCAUAGAAAAGGAACAUAGAAUCUGUUUUACAGAAGUAAAUCGACCGUCAAGAGAAGACUUGGCCUCUAAUUUAUAUUGCUUUGCACUUUGGUUUGAUAUUAAGUGACAGCAUUCUUCUUCAUUGAAAUUUUGGGUGCCAAACAUCUACCCAGAAUGUCCAGGGCUUUCAUUCUGAAAAGUUAGCAUUCUCCUUUUGACCGUCCAAGUCAUUAUGAAUUCUGACUUGUUGUAUUAGGAACAUGUUGGACAAUGGAAAAAUUUCUCUGGAUUGUUUUAGUAAUAUUUUUGGGAUUAUACUUCCUUUCUGUACCAAUUUCUUUUAAUUUAAAGAACUAUAAGUCAGUUAUAUUAUCUCCCAACAGGUAAUAUAGCUCUUUUCUUUUAUUAGCUGUUCUCUGUCCCCCAACCAUCUCCUGAUAUUUGGUAGAGUAACACCUUUAUACGUGUGCUUGCCUCCUAAUUUAAAAUACUGUAUUCGCAUGUAGAUAUAAUGUACAUAACAGUUUAACCUCAAAGUUGCUGGAGUCAGGGCCCCCUGUGCUUGAGACACUAAUACAGAGUGUGUUCGCACUUAGCCAUGGGCUGGGCUCAAGAACCUGAUACCAGGGUUGAUGUGGAUUACCUAGAACCCUUCCUGCAGUAUUCAUACAGUGUUUUUAUUUUGUUGUUGUCAUUGCGUGUGUGUGGUUUGUGUGUGUUUUUAAUGAGAAUCUUGUUUUAAAAUGUAAUUUCUAAAGUUUAACACAAAAUGUUUUAUUUGUUGUGGAGUAUGUAUUAUACAAUAGAGAGGUACCUUAAACAUUUUUUGUUCUUAUUCUUUUUCUCAUAAGUACUCCUGAGUACUAGUGGUCACCUCCCAUAGUAUUCAUUUGGCUUCACUGUCAAAAAUCAUUAUUCUGUGCAGUCGUGGCCCUGGGAAGGGGAAAUAAGAAGGCCCUGUUGACGGGCUGUCUUGGCUCUGGAAUUCAUGCAUCCUGGCCUUGCCAAGGUUCUGGCAGGGCCCGCUGGUGUGUUGGAGCCUGCUGGGCAGGUCAGGUGGGUUCAGAGGCCUAUGCUGAGGGGUGGGCAUUCCUAAGUGGAGUAAAACCUCAAGCCCAUGAAUCCUACCCCAGUCAUCUCUGGUGUCACCUGCUGCUGUGGCCCCAGCAGGUUCUGAAGGCUCCGAGUACUCCCAACUACACAGCACAAAUGUGUAAAUGGCACUGUUGCCCUGACAGUGCAUGGAAAGGACGUUGGCAUCCAGUUGGCACUCCUUCUCCCUCCCUUACUCAAUAUUAGGUUUGAUUUGCCCUUUGCCAUUGUUUCCAAAGAUCAAGGAAUGUCAAUAACAUUUUAAAGGACCAAUAAACAGCCUCCUAUAAAUUAAACCUCUUCCCGUGGAAGCACACUUACUACUAAAGGGAAGGCCCCUGGGCUCUGAUUUGUCCUUUGCAUUGAGAACAGUGUGGGGAUCAAUGUGUGUGUAUGUGAUUUGUUUAUCGAGUUGGUUUUGCUUUUUUAGUAUUUCUUUAAAAAAAGAAAAUCCUUCCUAUGUUACUAAAUUAAUUUAUGUUUUUGAGAGGUUGAGUCUCAAAGUGUAAACAAUAAACCCCCUUCUUAAGGUGGAUGUUGUAAGCUUGAUGGUGGUGGUGAAAGUGAUUUAGCUUUGACCACUUUUCAUCUUACAGCUUCAAUAUCAAACUGGUUAGGAAAGCCCAGGGGGAAGGGAGGGGCAGGGGAGGAGGCAAUUCUGAAUGAAUGGAUGGAUUUUUUGUUGCUUUUGCAUGUUUAAUAUAGAAGUUCCCCUUGUUCCUUGGGAGAUCAUGGCCUUUGAAUAUGCACACAACCUUUGAAUUGUGCCUACUAAAUUAUAGCAGGGGACUUUGGCACCCAAGGAAUUCCGACUUUCUGGGAUUAUAGUAAUUCCCAGCCAUCCUCUGGACUUUAUUUUGCUAACCAUAAUUAAGCAAAUGUAAAUUACUGCUAUAUUAAUGUUUCAAAGCACUGGGAUAGUCUAAUUCUAACUUGUAAUUAAUUAUGUUUGCCAAUUAUCUGUUUGAAAUAAAUUUGUGUCUGAACAGCUAUUGAAACUGUUAAAUUGUACAGAUAUUAUCAUGACAGCUUUGUACUGUGGAAUGUGCUUAAUAAAAAACAAAAAAGUUUGACUUUUGUCCAAUAAAUUGCUAAGUAAUGUCAAUAAAUCAAGUAUGGGUAUUAUGCAGUGCACCUAAUCUGGCUUCAUGCAAUUGUUACUUCAGCUACUGAUUCAAAGCCAAUACUCUUAAUAAAGUGUUGCAAUACUCUGA
This is a messenger RNA of Piliocolobus tephrosceles (Ugandan red Colobus), 5973 nucleotides long. It is a transcript of the gene FBXW11, whose product is annotated as F-box and WD repeat domain containing 11. The record is from RefSeq and is a predicted model, not a curated record. The coding region runs from base 1871 to 3403 and encodes 510 amino acids. The transcript has 14 exons. Lineage: Eukaryota; Metazoa; Chordata; Mammalia; Primates; Cercopithecidae. Gene Ontology annotation, molecular function: protein dimerization activity.